Messenger RNA from Ornithorhynchus anatinus (platypus), 3191 nucleotides. It is a transcript of the gene SYCE2, whose product is annotated as synaptonemal complex central element protein 2. Lineage: Eukaryota; Metazoa; Chordata; Mammalia; Monotremata; Ornithorhynchidae. Gene Ontology annotation, cellular component: central element. Gene Ontology annotation, biological process: synaptonemal complex assembly. The record is from RefSeq and is a predicted model, not a curated record. The transcript has 35 exons. Bases 56 to 2965 code for a protein of 969 amino acids.
GCGCACGAUUUUACCGCCCAACCGCCUUCCUUCUCGCGCUGACUCACCUGAGGAGAUGGCGAGGAGGGUGGUUGUCCCAUUCGACGACGAAAAGUCGUCAGAGGAUAUUAUGUCUGACCAAGAAGAUGAACAACUGGAGUUUGUUGCUUUGGAAGGAAAUUUCUCACUGGGUCAGGGGCUGCCCAGCAGACAGAGAGGACACUCACUGCCAGUGGGACCUGAGGAGGAUGAUAUUCUUAACUGGCUACGGACGAAAGAUGAAAGCAGUGAAAGAGAAAGCCUUGAUCCACUGGAACAUGGUAGAGCCCUGUUUUCUGAAUCGCCAAUGUUCCCGGAUGGGAGCAGUGACGCAGAAAACCCUGAGCCAAUGGAACCUGUAGAUAUCGAAUUUCCUGAAUUGCCAGUGUUCCAGGGUGGAAGUUUUAAGCAAGAAAGUCCUGAGCCUGCGGAAUCUGUAAGAAUCCCGUUUUCUGAAUCGCAGAUGGUCCAGAAUGAAAGUUUUAAGCAAGAAAGUCCUGAGCCUGCGGAAUCUGAAGCAGUCCCAUAUUAUGAAUUGCAGAUGGUCCAGGAUGAAAGUUUUAAGCAAGAAAGUCCUGAGCCUGCGGAAUCUGAAGCAGUCCCAUAUUAUGAAUUGCAGAUGGUCCAGGAUGAAAGUUUUAAGCAAGAAAGUCCUGAGCCUAUGGAAUCUGUAGGAGACCCAAUUUCUGAACCACAGAUAGUCCAGGAUGUAAGUUAUAAACAAGAAAGUCCUGAACCUGUGGAAUCUGUAGGAGACCCGUUUUCUGAACCGCAGAUGGUCCAGAAUGUAAGUGAGAGGACAUGCCCUGAGCCAGCGAAACCUGCAGGAGACCUGUUUUCUGAAUUGCAGAAGCUGCGAGAUAAAAGGGAAAGAAGAAGCUUUGAGCCAAUGGAGUUUACAGAUGCCCCAUUUCUUGAGUCACGUAUGCUGAAUGUUGGCAGCCCAUGGAGAGAACGCCCUGAGCUGGCGGAACCCGCAGUAGACCCUUUUUCUCAAUCACCGAUGCCAUGGGAUUUAAGUGUUCGGAAAGAACGCCCUAAGCCAGUGAAACCUGCAGGAGACCCUUUUCCUGGAGUAUCGAUGUUGCAGGAUCCUAGCAUUCAGGGUGAGCGUCCUGAGCAAGUGAAACGUGCAUUAGAUCCUUUUCCUCCAACACUGAAGCUGCGGUACAUGAGCCCGCAGAGAGAACACCCUGAGCCAGUGAAACCCUCAGAAGACCCUUUUUCUCAUUUUCCCAUGCUGCGGGACCAAAGCAGAGAUAGAGGACGUCCUCAGUCAGUGGAACGUACGGUAGAUCCUUUUUCUAGAUUACCUAUAUCAAGAGACCAAAGUCGGCUGAGACAACGCCCCAAACCAGUAGAAACUUCAAUAGAACCUCUUUCUGGAAAACUGGUCCUUCGGGAUCGCAGCCCAUUGAGAGAGCGCUCUAAGGCUGCAGAAGAACCUUUUCCUCUGUCACCAAUGCUGAAAAAUCAAAGUCGGCCGAGGCAACGCCCCAAGCCAGUAGAAACUUCAGUAGACCCUUUUUCUGGGAAACUGUUGCUGCGGGACUGCAGCCCACAGAAUGUACACCCUAAGUCAGUGAAACCUAUGGAAGACCUUUUUCCUCAACCACCAACAAUGAGGGAUCAAAGCACUCAGACAGAACGCCCUGUGCUAGUGGAACCUGCAGAGGGCCUUUUUACCAGACCAUUGAAGUCACGCAGUCGAAGUCAGCAGAAAGAAUGCCCUAAGCCAGUGGAAUCCGCAGUAGACCCUUUCUUUGGAUCAGUAAUGCUUCGCUAUCAAAGCUUGCGGAGUGAACUCCCUGAAUCAGCUGAACCUGCAGGAAACCCUUUUUCUCAAUUGCUGAUGCAGGAUAGGAGCCUGCCAAAAGAAUGCCCAAAGCCAGCUGAAACUGCCGUAGGCCCUUUUUCUCCAGCACCGAUGAUGCGUGAUAGAAGCCUGCCAAGAGAACGCCCACAGCCAGCUGAAACUGCCGUAGGCCCUUUUUCUCCAGCACCGAUGAUGCGUGAUAGAAGCCUGCCAAGAGAAUGCCCACAGCCAGCUGAAGCUGCCAUAGGCCCUUUUUCUCCAGCACCGAUGAUGCGUGAUAGAAGCCUGCCAAGAGAAUGCCCAAAGCCAGCUGAAACUGCCAUAGGCCCUUUUUCUCCAGCACCGAUGAUGCGUGAUAGAAGCCUGCCAAGAGAACGCCCAAAGCCAGCUGAAACUGCCGUAGGCCCUUUUUCUCCAGCACCGAUGAUGCGUGAUAGAAGCCUGCCAAGAGAACGCCCAAAGCCAGCUGAAACUGCCGUAGGCCCUUUUUCUCCAGCACCGAUGAUGCGUGAUAGAAGCCUGUCAAGAGAAAGCCCAAAGCCACCUGAGCCUGCCGUAGGCCCUUUUUCUCAAGCACCGAUGAUGCCUGAUCAAAGCAGUGUGGAACGUAGCUGUAAACCAAAGAAACCUGAAGUUUUCUUUUUUCCUGCAUCACCAGUAUGGCAAGAUAGACGUGAGAGAGAAAACCCUGAACGAGUGGAACCUGCAGAAAACCCCUUUUCUGAAUCGCACGAGCUGCAGGGUGAAAGGAGCAGAGUGGAAAACCCAAAUUACACAUCAUCGCUCCCUUUUCCACCUGUUGAUAAAAAUGUUGGGCAUAUGCAAAAAAGAUCUGAGAUUCUGCUGAAGCAUAUUAAUGAUAGCAGGAAGAAAGAUUACAAGAUCAUGCAGAAUAAGAGGAAAACUGUUUAUAUGAAGGCCGUCGCUAUGAUGAACAAAAUAGAAGGCAAGUUCUGUCAGUUUUACAAUCAUCAAACCAACUAUAUUCAAGAGAAGCUCCAGGAAUUCAAAAGGUCACUGGAGAGUGCCUCUAAUUUAGAAAACGACAUCCAAGAUAUCUGCCAAGCAAUGGAAGAGACUCUAACUGAAUGUAUAGUAAACAUGGCAGAUCAUUCUUGCCUUGAAUUGUAAACCAGUUGAAAAUAAGUUGAAACUAUUAAAUUAAAAAUAAGCAUUCAAGUCAAUCUACAGAUAAAAAAAGUAACAUUUUGAAUAUAUCUCUUAGCUGAAUAUGUGGAUGACGAUGAAACUACCCUUCUUCUGGGCUGUGGUCAUCCAGUUUUCUUUUCAAACCUAUCCAAAUUUGGAAGUUACAGUACUGAACACUUAUUAAAAUUUUCAAAUUAUAUAAUUAUUU